GAAUUUCUUUUAAACCUACAGGCAGCUUUAAUGAAAUUGGGGGGUGCAGAUCUGAUGUCAGCUUUAGAGGGGAAAUACAUGAAAUGUCCUCAAGAUCUGAUGACUUGUGACUUUAAAUGUGUUUUAUUGUAUUCUGUGGGAAGAAACGUCAUAAAUAUAACCUUUGUUUGAACAACUUACUGGAGGUCAGCCACUGAGUCACAUUCACACAUACGUGACGUAUCUGCAUCAUGUGUCACUGCUGAGGGCCGAAUGGCUCAAGUGUGUCUUAAAUGUGCGUUAAUGAUACUGAAAUGAAAUAAAAAUGAAAUGAGUUGUGUUUAGAAUUAAAUAUUAUGGGGGACAAAUCACAUUCCUGCCAGGAUUCAGGGGGUCAUGUCUCAUCCUUCACACACUCACACAGUCUAAAACACAUUGAGUAGUGCUGAUGUAUGUUUUUGCCACUUGGGGGCAGCAAAAUGAACAGUUCACACAACACUUCACUUUUUUAUUGUUGCAGCACUAUUUUGUACUUGGAAGCAAAUUGUUGAUAAUUUCACGUGUGAAUUGUGCAAAUUAAAGAUCACCUACAAAUAAAAAUAACCCUUUAAAUCAUCAAAAUCAUAUUUGCCUCUGCAGAGUAAAACAUUCAACAUGUUGUUUUGAAGGCAGAAGUACAGUAGGUCGAAUCCAUGUGUCUCAUUGGUUGAACACACGUGUGAUUAAUCACAUGACCACAUCUGUGCUGAAAGUUCCUCUUGAGUCAUCUGAUAAAUGUGUCUUAAUGUCCACUGUAACUUUUACUCACACUGGGCUCUCUGAUAACCACAGUCUGUGGUCACAUGGUGGCAGUAUCAUUUUGCUGAUUCACUCAGUGUAUUUACAUUUCCACUGGAUUUUCCACUUGUACUUUGGAGCAGCAGCAGCAGAAAUACUCACUUGACAAAAGGCUGCAGCAAUCACUUCCUGGUUUUUAUCAGGACGGCUCGAUCAUGCUGUAACAGAGGCGACAGAACAGUGAAUGAAUCAAUCCGUGAGGUGAGAAAAAAACAUCUGUCAACAAUUUAAGCAGUCAGAUUUGCUUUGUGUUCAGACACAGUGCAUGUGGGAGAAACUCUACACCUCCUUACAGCGUGGGCUCCACCCUGUGGUUUCUUUUCCUCUGGGGAAGGGAGGGCAGUGAUUCAGGCGUGGGUGUAUCUCUUGUGUGCUGGCCCGCCUGCUUGCAUGUGAGUGGGUAACAUUUAGGCUGAAACCAUGGACUUCAAGUGACAUCCUCUAGGUGUGGCUUUCACUGCUGUUCAGUGAGAUCCAGGAACUACCAGCUGACAGAAAGUGGCUGAGCCAGUUACUCUCAGAGAGCAGAGGAGAGCGGCUGAAGACAUGGCAAAUACAGCAGCAGAAGAAACAGCUCCCAUCUCCAACCAGCCGCUGUGUGGAGUCUGCUCAGGUGCCCUGAGCGGAGACAAGCCGGCAGCCUGCGGUCACUCCGUCUGCGGCUCCUGCCUCGAGGACAAGAGUAAAGGAUGUCCUGAGUGCCUGCAGAGCCCCGACAAGCCUGAACCUGACAGCCCGAAACAGAACGGGACGGAGGCUGAAGCUCCUGUGAUCGAGAGCAAAGAUAAGCCGGACCCCAAGACCACCGAGGAGACCAAGAUCCAAGAGGAUCUGAAGGAGUCCGAGGAUCCCAAGACGCCUGAGGAGGAGAAGAAAGAGGCAGAGGAGGUCAAAGAAGAGGAGGUGAAGGAGGAACCUCUGGGCCCCGACGAUGUGGUGUGCGACUCCUGUAUCGAGAACCCCCGCAGGGCCCUCAAGUCCUGUCUCACAUGCCUGGUGUCCUACUGCGAGGCUCACCUCCGGCCUCACCUGGAGAACACAAAGUUUCAGAACCACCGGCUGGUGGAGCCGCUGCGGGACAUCGAGAGGCGGACCUGCGAGAGCCACAAGUGGCCCCUGGAGCUUUUCUGCAGCGCCGACUCCUGCUGCGUCUGCCAGGACUGUGUGACGGAGGAGCACAAGGGCCACAACAUCGUCCCUGUGGUGGAGGCUCGCAGACGGAUAGAGAAAGAGCUCAGGCAGAAGCAGACUGAGAUGGUGAAGACGAUGACGGCAGCAGAGAACGCCAUCAACAAGCUUCAACUCAACACAGUCUCCAUUGAGAAUUCAGUGACGGAGGUGCGGGCGACGAUCGAGCAGCAGUUUGAGGAGCUGCAGGCGGUAGUGGAGAGGGCGAAGCGGGAGCUGACGGAGAUCCUGGAGGGCGAGGAGAAGCAGGCGCUGAGGCAGGCCGAGGGCAUCCGCGUCCACCUGGAGCAGAGGUGCACGGAGCUGAAGAAGACACAGGCGCAGAUGGAGAAGCUCUCCAAGAACAAAAAUGACGUGGAUUUCUUACAGGAGUACUCAGAGUGGAAGAAAGAAGCCACUGACAUUUCCCUGCCUGGAGUCUACAUCGGCCUCAUGGACCGCCUGAACUCCUUCAGCCGCGUGAUCGUCGACUCCACGCAGGAGCUGUGUGCCAUGCUCGUGUCGUCAUACAUAGAGAAAGUUAAAGAGACGUGCAAGAACGACAAAAUGGGGAUAAAGACAACGGUGCAGCAGAUUGUUGCAGCGAAGCAGAACAUGUCCAUACCGGAUCCAGUGUCUCAUGGAGACUUCCUCAAGUAUGCCGCCCACGUGAGUUUCGACCCUGACACGGCUCACAAGUUCCUGCGCCUGACAGAAGAAAACAGGAAGGUGACUAACACCACGCCCUGGCAGCAUCCUUAUCCUGAUGUACCUGAGCGCUUUGAGAGCUGGCGCCAGGUCCUGGCCACGGAGAGCUUCUACCUGGGGCGGCACUACUUCGAGGUAGACAUCAGCGGGGAGGGAACGCACAUCGGCGUGACCUACAAGAGCAUCGACCGCAAGGGCAGCGAGAGCAACAGCUGCAUCACAGGAAACAACUUCUCCUGGUGCCUCCAGUGGAACGGACGCACCUUCUCCGCCUGGCACAGCGACGUGGAAACCCCUCUGAACAUGGAGAAAUUCACCCGUAUCGGGGUUUAUGUGGACUAUAGCAGAGGCCUCCUGGCUUUCUACGGCGUGGAUGAAACCAUUAAGCUCAUCCACAAGUACGAGGCAGAGUUCCUGGAGCCUCUUUACCCGGCGUUCUGGUUAUCCAAGAAGGAGAAUAUUGUAGCCUUGGUGGCACCUGGGGAGCCAUUACGGCUCAAAAGUCCCUCUCCUCCCACCUCACCUGCAAGCGGAGCUAUUGUUUCAAAACCAGCAGCGUAGCGAUGAAUAAAAUGAAAAAAAGUCUGUUUGCGCUAGAUCAUUUAAGUGACAAUUCAACAAUGUAAGACUACUGCUGUAUAAGAAAACAACGACAAAAAUAACAGACAAAUCAAAAAAACUGUAAGGGAAAGAAAUUGAGAGUCUUGCCACAAAUGUUUCAUACAACUGCUGGAUAAAUGAUGAAUGUUUAUGUCAUGUAUGUCUGGGCUCAGGUCAUGUGUACGUUUUGGGACUAAUGUUACUUUUUCAACACACUGUGAAUUCAGAGGACUUCUAUUUUUUCUGUAUGCAAAUAAAUCAUUUGUAUCAUCA
Molecule: messenger RNA, 3564 nt
Organism: Acanthopagrus latus (yellowfin seabream)
Lineage: Eukaryota; Metazoa; Chordata; Actinopteri; Spariformes; Sparidae
Gene: trim16
Product: tripartite motif containing 16
Exons: 6
Coding region: 1363-3252 (629 amino acids)
Molecular function (GO): zinc ion binding; protein binding
Source: RefSeq, a predicted model, not a curated record